Paramuricea clavata is the source of this 5919-nucleotide messenger RNA. Lineage: Eukaryota; Metazoa; Cnidaria; Anthozoa; Malacalcyonacea; Plexauridae. The record is from the annotation of a GenBank genome assembly.
CCAAGAUCGUUCGAGUGCCUUGGUAACACCAGUGGUCUCUGACUUGGAUAUAAAAUGCAUCGUUGCGCCACCUAUCUCACGCACGACGUCAAGCAAAUCACAACGUUGGAAUAAACCUAUCUUUGGUUUAUCAUUUGAAGUCAACCUUACCACUGAUGUGGAGUGUUUCAUCAGUAAAACUCAGGUAAAUUGUACACCAGCACCUCACUUUAAAGCGCAUACACCCCUAUGCAAAUAGUUUAGCUAUAGACUAAAUUUUGAUCUCGGCAAGAAGACCAAAAUCCAUCACCACAGCUAGAAAGAGCAUGUUAAAAAUGCACAAUAAGUGUUUGUCCUGGGUUAAACCGGUUUUUCACUUGCGAAUUUUUUCGCGCGAAGCGAAUUUUGCAUUUGUCUUUGUCCAAUUAGUUGCAGAUGCUUCCAGUUGAGAGACCAAAGACAAAUAAAAAAUUCGCGCGAAAAAAUACACAAGUGGAAAACCGGCUUUAAUAUUUUUUUAUCUGCGUUUGUCUGUGUUUGGUUACAUUAUUUCAUGACAAGUAGAUCUCAUCAACUUAAGUUUUACCUUCGAUAUCCUUUAAAUAAUAUACAUUAUUUGAUUUUGUACCUAGGUUCAGCUCAUGCAAACUAUUCUCAAAGAAAACAUUAUGAACAGCGGUUUGUCCAACGAUGACGUCACCAUUGACGUAACAACAACUGACACUCGAACCGCUCCUUCCCAUCUGCCACAAGUAGCUGCGCCCGAGGAGAAACUGGACAGCGGUAUUGGCAGUGAAUUCUCCCAUAAAAACCGCCACGUGAUUAAGUCACGUGACAGUAAGCCCGAUGUUCAAGAAAUGGAAUGUCUCGUCACUGCCGGGGGGUUAUCUAUGUUUGUCUACGAACAUUCUAAGAUGGGGAAGGCGUGGAAUCGGCUAGUUCCAGUAGUACGUGUGUCCCUUAUACAACCAGCGUUUAAUUGUACAAGGCGUGCAGACAGUGAUACGAUUCAAAUUUCAUGUUUUGAUAUAUCUCUGGCUAAAUGCAAGUCCAACACGAGGAGUGCAGGUUCGUGUCUUUGUUGGUUGUGCAUUCUAGUUAAAGCCAAGUUGCUUUCUUAUAUUUAACCCAAUACACCCUCCGGGAAAUGCUCAGUCCUGGAAAUACAGAGUGUAUAAAAAAACCUGCAACACUAUAAUUUGCAUACAAUAGACAACUUGCAUGUUAGACUAAUUUUUUAUUUAGGGGGGAAAAAGUAAAUUCCCGUAAAGAACGUACUAAAAUCAGUAAAAUUGCAAAAUUUUGUUUUGCGUAUUUUCAGUAUGUUUGUAUUACGUGCGGAAAUUGUUACCAUUUUUGAGCCGGAAAUGGUAACAAUUUCCGCACGUAACACAAAUAUACUGAAAAUAUGCAAACUUUGCAAGGCUAUAUUUUCUGUAUUUUACAACAUUUCGCAACCAAAUUUUGCAACUUUACUAAUUUCAUUAUGUUCUUUUUAACUGUUGUGUUUCAUUUCCUUCUCUUUACCUAGAUUAGAAUUUAGUCUAACAUGCAAGUUGACCAUUCUGCUGCUUACUAGCAUUUCAAUGUCUGUGCUACUUAUCCUGGGAUUUGAAAAUACAUUCUAAUUAACCGCGUUGAUAGAAAUUAGAAUAACACAAAGUUAUUUGUAAUGCAGAAAACUAAUUAUUAGUUCGACUGCGAAAGGUUUAGAAUGCAUUGUAAUCGUACGAGCAAAUUAAAACCCACCCCUGGUCAAAAACCUUAAGAAAGGAUACCAUUCAGUUGCCACACACAUCCUUUACCACUUCUGUGACAUGAGUUUGAUAACUGCUUGUGCAAUUUUAUGCAGUCAAAAUUUUCAUGCUGCACAUGUACUUUCUUUGGAGACAAUACUCCUGACAAAUUGGAAAAUGAUCAACAUAGUCCCAUUUUUAUUACCCAACCCUUGAGUUGUUUUGUUUUUGCAUUUACCCAACCUUUUUCUCACACAAAAUUUUGUUUUUCAAGGGUUGUGUUAGUCCCCCUAAACAACGAAAUAUGUAACAAAAGGUUUCCUCUGUUAUAGAUAACACUCAACUGGUGCCCUCGGCACAGGACUAUGAUGUCAUUUGGUUUCGUACUGGAGAUGGCAGUCCAGACAAACAUACUGAGCUCACACCUGCAUUCGUGAACUUCACAUGCAAGCUAUAUCCAUCUUCACCUGGUGAUUAUUUUGCAAAAUUCAUUCAGAAAUCGUUUCCGUUCUUUCAAUUUCUAAACUCCCAGUUGAUAUACUGGUUAGAUCUAUAAUAAAAGUUCAAAAUUGACACUCGAAAUUGUAAAAAAAAUUGUGUUUCUUAACCAUUGAGAAAAAUGUGGAGUCUAACAAACUUGAUAUUUUAUUGUUUCUAGCUGACCUCAAGUUAGACUUUGGCAGACCGAUCUGGAUUGAUGUUGACUUAGGACUGUUAGAAAGACUAAAAGACUUCACCACUGAUCUCAAUAUGCAGGAAACGAAACUGGACAAUGAGCACCAAACUAGUUCAGAAUCCGACCUGAUGAAUAUUGUUCGUUCUGUGGCAAUAUCAACAGAUUAUGUUGCAAUUACCGCGACUGCUGGUCAGGACAUGGAGAUCGAUCCCGUAGUUAAAGUGUCAUGUUCGUCUAUGAAUCUUGGUGUCAGCCUCAAAGCUGAUGAACGCGAAGGUAAUAGUGUAUGGGCAAAGAUUUUAUGAACUAUUUACAACAUGAGCAGCAGUGUUUUAUACGAGGCGAAGCCAAGUAUAUUUAGGCCUGAUAAAACACGCACUGCGAAUGUUUUAAAUUGCUUCAAAAACGAUCGAUCUAGUAAGUUCAUUGGCGAAGUAAUUUUCAAAAAAUACGUUCUGUAAGUCGAGAAAAUCAAAGUUAAAGUUUGUAAUCAAGUAUGUAAAUCAAGGGAAAUCUCUAUCACAUAUGAAGAUACGACACGCUUAUGGUUUUUCAUUGUGUUUUCCUCAUGAAUUAUUAAUGAUUUUUGAAAUUUUGUUUAAAAGGCUUUUUUUUUCAAUGUCGCAGAUUUGCCAUGAAAAUGUUAAAAACCUAAAAUAUUUUUGACGUUUCUCUCAAAAUUACUUUGUUUUAGCUUUAUUUUGUAGUUUACACAGUUAGCAACCUUUUUAAAUGUAUCUGGCGGUUGAGAAACACAAAAUAAUAGUUAAAUAUUAUCAAUCUAAACACAAUUAUCAUUGACGCUGUAAAAUUGACGCCAUAUUUAUACAGCAAUAUAAGCAAAACGUACUGAACUUACGUAUCAAAAAUUUUAAAAAAUUGAAUAUUAGUCAUAACCAAAUACUGGAAAAAUAUAUUCACUAGUUUUGAGCGCGUGUUACAGUACGUAACAUACAGUACAAACGAUUCUUCUCUUGCCGAUUGAUAAGGUAUAGUUGUUUCAUUAUUCUAAAGAACUUACAAAGUUUGUACUACUGUUACCUAAGUGUUUAACAGUACAGUAUAACUACCAACAGAAAACCUACAAGCUAGAUCAGUAAUGAUCAACAUUUCAUCACAGAUUUUCGACUUGUAUUUUUUUAGAUUUUUGUCAACGUAUUGCGGCAAACCUUCAUCUUUGUGCCAUCACUAUAUCAACAAGUAUUGAUGAUAAACUACUUUCUUUCCUACUUCCGUAUGAUGCAUCCAUUGAUUUGGAAUUGUUCUGUAGUUCACCAUCAAUUUCUCAAGAUACGUACUGGUAAGCAUAACAUAUAUACAGUCGAAACGGCACUGUAACGUAUUAGAGAGGGUCUGUAUUAGAGAGAUGUCUGUAUUAGAAAGAUGUCCGUAUUAGAGAGAUGUCCGUAUUAGAGAAAUGUCUGUAUUAGAGAGAUGUCUGUUUUAGAGAGAUGUCUGUAUUAGAGAGAUGUCUGUAUUAGAGAGAUGUCUGUAUUAGAGAGGUGUCCGUAUUAGAGAGGUGUCCGUAUUAGAGAGAUGUCUGUAUUAGAGAGAUGUCCGUAUUAGAGAAGUGUCCGUAUUAGAGAAGUGUCCGUAUUAGAGAGGUGUCCGUAUUAGGGAGGUGUCUGUAUUAAAGAGGUGUUCGUAUUAAAGAGGUGGCCAUAUUAGAGAGGUGUCCGUAUUAGAGAGAUGUCUGUAUUAGAGAGAUGUCCGUAUUAGAGAGGUGUCCGUAUUAGAGAGGUGUCUGUAUUAGAGAAGUGUCUGUAUUAGAGAGGUGUCUGUGUUAGAGAGAUGUCUGUAUUAGAGAGAUGUCUGUAUUAGAGAAGUGUCCGUAUUAGAGAGAUGUCUGUAUUAGAGAGGUGUCUGUAUUAGAGAGAUGUCCGUAUUAGAGAAGUGUCCGUAUUAGAGAGAUGUCUGUAUUAGAGAGGUGUCCGUAUUAGAGAGGUGUCUGUAUUAGAGAGGUGUCCGUAUUAGAGAGAUGUCCGUAUUAGAGAGAUGUCCGUAUUAGAGAGAUGUCCGUAUUAGAGAGGUGUCUGUAUUAAAGAGGUGUCCGUAUUAGAGAAGUGUCCGUAUUAGAGAGAUGUCCGUAUUAGAGAGGUGUCCGUAUUAGGGAGAUGUCUGUAAUAAAGAGAUGUCUGCAUUAGAGAGAUGUCCUUAUUAGAGAGGUGUCCGUAUUAGAUAGGUGUCUGAGUUUGAGAGAAUCUGUGUUAGAGGUGUCCGUAUUAGAGAGAUGUCCUUGGGGGAAAUGUCCGUAUUAAAAGUUGUUGGAUUGUUAUUUAUCCACUAUUUCAUACCCAUACCCAUACCCAUACCCAUACCCAGACGUGAAGUUUUAAAAUUGUGUUAUUGUGUUUCAGUGUAUCAGCUGUGAAAGAAAUCUUUGUCUGGUUGGAUUUAGGCUUACUUCAAGUUAACUUUGGUCAACAACAUCUCAGAUGUAUGAAUGCAUUUACCCAGAACGUUAUGGCAUUUAUAAACACUCAUUUUGGAGGAAAUGCCGACGAUAUUGACGCUAACAGUGCCUCGCUUCCAGACCCCACGUCAACCUUUCACCGUUCUGACGACGACCUGCGAACAGGUCCAUUUAAAUACGUUACGUCGGCAGGUAUGAUUACAUUAUCCCAGCGAGAAGAUCUCUUAGAUCAAGAAGAUUAUUAUUGCUGCUUGAACAACCUUUCGUUUAUAUUUUAUGCUAAAAAUAAUGUAGUUUUCCUCCUGUAGUAAUAUUGGAUCAAUAAGAAUGGCUUGUACUGGACCUCUAGAGAGAACAGUGUGGAACUGAUAGAGCUAUCCAGUAUAAAUAAAGUUAGUUUAGUUUAGGUUUCCUCCUGUAAUAACACUGGAUCAAUAAGAGAUGAUCCUCACUGGACCUCUAGGAAGAACAGUUUAGAACUGAGAGCUAUCCAGUAUAAAUAAAGUUAGUUUAGGUUUCCUCCUGUAGUAACACUGGAUCAAUAAGAGAUGAUCCUUACAGAACCUCUAGGAAGAACAGUUUAGAACUGAGGGCUAUCCAGUAUAAAUAAAGUUAGUUUAGUUUAGGUUUCCUCCUGUAAUAACACUGGUUCAAUAAGAGAUGAUUCUUACUGGACCUCUAGGAAGAACAGUUUAGAACUGAGAGCUAUCCAGUAUAAAUAAAGUUAGUUUAGUUUAGGUUUCCUCUGUAGGUGUAUGGUUCAUACUAGAUCUCUAAGAAGAACAGUUUAGAACUAAUAGAGCUAUCCAUUAUAUAUAAUGUUAGUGUAGUAGUUCUUCCUUGUUUGACCUCUAGGCAUAACUGUUAAAACUGAUUAUUGUUAGUUUACUUUAUAAGCAAGUGUUCUUUUUAUUCUAGCUUCCGACACUCGUCCCAAUCCUUACGAGAUUGUGUUUAGUGACGAGAGUCUACCUACAAUGACAUGGCGCUAUCCUGAACCACGUGCUCUGUGUGGCAUUCAUAUCAUUCCAGUCCCUUUCACGACGUUCACUAGUUAUCCCAGUCCUGUUAUGGAGGAAGAUCGCUUGGUGAGUUCUUCAUGUUUUUAGCUCUUC